CUUUUUUUUUAUUUUUAUUUUUUUCGCUAUUCGGAUCCCACCUCUACUUUGGUGUUUAGUGAGAGAGAAAGAGAGUGUGUCUGCUUAUCUCAUCUCCUCCUCCUCUAAAGGAUUACUGUCAGCCUCUGCAAAUUUUUUCUUAAAAAGUACUAGUAACAAAUUAUCUUUGUUCUACAUAUUACACUAAAUAUAUAUAUAUAUAAUCACUAGUAUAUAAAAAUACAUAAAAAGUAAUAUAAUAUUCGAUGCUGCUGUAAGGAUCUAUCUCUGUCUCAUCAACCCCCAAAAGCUACAUUUGCAUAGCAUCCGUCGGUCUCUCUCUUUGUUGAUUUAGUCAAAUGCCACUGCUUUUUUUGCACCUACUUCAUGUGAUCCUGGUACUAUAAUCAUGAUUUACCUCAAGAUUUUAGGGUUUUACGGUCUGUCUCUUGGUCUGGGGUGAUUGUUGCUGAGUAUUUAAUGCGGCUGCAUGCUUCUAAAAAUCAAGAGGAAAAUGCUGGCAUUACCGGGUCUUUCAAGAUUUGCCCAAGAUUCUGUGUGUUUCAACUGAAAUAUAAACAGUCAGGUACUAAAUCUCAAGUCUCUCUCUCCCAUUCGAUUAUUGCUACUGAAUCUGCGUUACUCUUCUUCUGGGUGCAAUUUUGGAACUAUAAUAAUUGCUGGAUUAGGCAUUCCUUUUCUGCGAGAUUCGACUGGUUUUAUAUUCUUUAAAAAUCACUUCUGCUAUCCGCAACUAUGCUGAAAUGCUGAAAAAGAACAAGGUUCAGGGUUUUACUUCAUUUGAGACAUUAACUAAAAUGCUGCAAAGAUCCCUCAGUCUCUGAGCACUUCUUUUACAAGUAUUCUAAAGUGAGGGCAAAAGAAAAAAGAGGUAGUCCGAGCCUGGGAGGGCUGCAACGUUUGAAACCUUCAAAGCUGCUUUUUGGAUGGAGACGAAUAUAUUUUUCCUUUACACAGUAUCCGUUGUGACAUAUUUGAGGAUGUAGACAUGACACCAGUAUGAAUUUGCUAAUCUGUGACUCGUGAUUUUGAAGCUUCUCUCGAGAAUUUACUGCAUAGCGUCCGUUAUACCCUAUAUCUUUUUUGAAAUCUGAGGAAUUAAUUGUUGGCUUCUUUUUGAAUAUUGACUUUCUGGGUAUUUGACUGGGGAGUUUACAAGGGUAACAGAGUUGCAUUGGGCUGAAUUUCAGGACUGAAGCAUUGAUGGGACUUCUUGGAAGUCUCGCGAUGCUUGUCCUUUUGAUGUGGUUACUCAGGUUUCCGGAUCUCAUGGCUCAAUCUAUUAAUGCCUCUUCAACAAGCUCUGCACGAGCUCUUGAUGCUCUUCUCCAAGACUAUGCUUAUAGGGCUUUAGCACAUCCACGGACAGGAUUACCCUAUGAUGGGGUUGUUCCAUCAAAUUUGACUGGGAUUAGGAUUGCAGCAAUGAGGCUUAGGAGUGGUAGUUUGAGGAACAGAGGUGUGAAGAUGUACAAGGAGUUUGAGAUCCCCACUGGAGUUGUAGAGCAGCCUUAUGUGGAGAGACUGGUUUUGGUCUACCAAAACUUGGGCAAUUGGUCAAUGGUGUAUUAUUCACUUCCCAACUACACUUACCUGGCUCCUGUUCUGGGUCUUCUUGCUUAUGAUGCUUCUAACUUAUCUGCUAAAAAUUCGCCAGAAUUGGAUAUUAGGGCAUCUGGUGAUCCCAUCAAGAUCAAAUUCUCUGAUGUGCAAUCGGCACCAGAUGGGUCAGUUGCAAAGUGUGUUUGGUUUGAUCUACAUGGUUUGGUCCAAUUCAGCAAUUUAGCUUCAGGCAAUGAGUGUUCAAUGAUCCAGCAGGGACAUUUUUCUAUAGUUUCUGAGUCUAUUGCCCCUUCUCCAGCCCCAAUAUCUCCUUUGCCAUCAGGUGGAGGUGGAGCUUCAAACAUGCCAUCACCAAGUGCUCCAGAAAAUAAGACUAGUAGAAAGGUCUGGAUAAUUGUUGGUUCUGUCCUGGGUGGGUUGGCCUUAUUGGUCUCGUUGGCAUUCUUGGUACUGUGGUCACAGAAGUACAAGCAGAGGAAGAAAAUGCAUCAGAUGGAGCAAGCAGCAGAAGUAGGAGAAGCUCUACGUAUGACCUCGGUUGGGGAUGCAAAAGCACCAGCUGCAACAGUGACUCGGACUCAACCAACUCUCGAGAAUGAAUAUGUGCCCUAACUCCCUCCAACUUGUACAAGUUUUUUUUUCUCUUCCACCUGGCCAUUCCAUGAGUAUUCUUAUUUAAGUUCACUUCAUGUAUUCGGAUAUUAUUCAGCUCACACCUAUUUUUUGGCGUCUCCUUCCCUUUGUUUGUUCAUGGUAGGCUCUUGGUUGUAGUGUGGGCAGUAUAGGAUUUUUGUGUAAAUCUGUUAUCGCUCACAGAUCCUUCACAGUUUUAUGAUUCAUUGUGGUGUGCAUUUAGCCAAAAGUGAUUCCAAUGUGUUGAAUUUAGUUGUCCCAUUGACAAGGAAUAAAACUUCUUUUCUG
Theobroma umbraticum is the source of this 2484-nucleotide messenger RNA. RefSeq lists its product as uncharacterized. NCBI's taxonomy places the organism in Eukaryota, Viridiplantae, Streptophyta, Magnoliopsida, Malvales, Malvaceae. The record is from RefSeq and is a predicted model, not a curated record. Gene Ontology annotation, cellular component: membrane.